Pichia kudriavzevii is the source of this 2517-nucleotide messenger RNA. RefSeq lists its product as uncharacterized. Gene Ontology annotation, biological process: phosphate ion transport; monoatomic anion transmembrane transport; polyphosphate metabolic process. The transcript has a single exon. Gene Ontology annotation, molecular function: phosphate transmembrane transporter activity. NCBI's taxonomy places the organism in Eukaryota, Fungi, Ascomycota, Pichiomycetes, Pichiales, Pichiaceae. Bases 1 to 2517 code for a protein of 838 amino acids. Gene Ontology annotation, cellular component: membrane. The record is from RefSeq and is a predicted model, not a curated record.
AUGAAAUUCUCACAUUCUCUUCACUUCAAUGCUGUUCCUGAAUGGGCAUCCAAAUAUAUAAACUACUCAUCCUUGAAAAAAAUUGCGUAUAAUCUUCAAAGACAGUAUGUCCAGGAGUUGAAUGAUAAAAGUCUCGACGAAGAAAUCCAAUUUACAAGUGAUCCUAACGAUCCAAAGAACCCAGUAGUGGUGUUCUCUAAUGCCUUAGAUAAAGAGGCUGAGAAAAUUAACAGGUUUUUCCAACAACAGCAAGAAGAGCUAUAUUCUGAGUAUGAUUCCGUAUUGAGGGAAUUUCUAGAAUUUGAGAUUGAUUUCCCACAAAACGAAGGUGAUGCUCCAGUCCGUGAGAAGCUCAGGCGGAUAUUGAAAGAGUUAGUAGUAGAUUAUGAUGAACAAGUGAAAGAAUACUCACAUGCCCAAUCACAAGAAACUGUAGGUGAAGAAGUUGACAUGGACUUGCGUGACGAUUCUAUGUCUCCACAAGUUUCUCCUUAUUCACCAUCACCACCGGCUGCCGCAGGCGACUCUAACAUAAAUGCGGUUUUGGAUGAUGAAGAAUCACUUAAAUUGCAAAAAAAGAGGACCUUCACAACCUUAUUCUAUGAUGAUGAUUUUCAUGUCACUUUUCUUGAGGCCUUAAAAGUGGAAAAAAAGCAAUCAUUGUCUCGAGUUUUCUCAAAUCUAUCUGAACUGAAAUCCUAUAUUGAACUAAACAAGAUUGGAUUUGGUAAAGCUUUGAAAAAAUUUGAUAAGUUGCUUCAAACAAGCCUGAAGAAAGAUUACCUUAAGAAGCUAGAGACAGAUUAUUAUGUUUUCAGGCAAUCUACUUUUGACGAUUUGAGUGGUAAAAUUAACAAUAUAGUAAAAUUGUACUCUUUAUUUACGAGAGGUAAUGAAGAGGAGGCAAAAAUAGAGUUAGGUACCAACUUGAGAGAAAAGGUCGUUUUUGAAAGAAAUACCGUUUGGAGAGAUAUGAUUGGGAUGGAGCGGAAAUCACAAGCAGCAUAUGCAAAACCUAUCAACGCAUCUCUGGAGUCUAAACCGUGGAGGAUCAAACUUGGUGCUGGAAGGGAAAUAGUAAUCCCUAAGGCCAUUUCCUCAGUAAAAUCAAUCAAACUAUUGAUAAUCACAAUCAUUACUAUUAUAUUAUUGAACAAAUCACCGUUUGAUGAUCUACAACAGAAAAAUUGUUUUGCCGUACUAAUUUGCUCAUCCCUAUUAUGGGCUUCCGAAGCAAUUCCCUUGUUUACAACGUCCUUGGUUUUGCCAUUCUUGCUCGUCAUAUUGAAUGUACUCAAAGAUCCAGUGACUGGCGAAGUGUUAAAUGCGCCUGAUGCCUCAAAAUUCAUUUGUUCUGCCAUGUGGUCACCUAUUAUUCUUUUGCUUUUGGGCGGGUUCACAUUAGCAGCUGCAUUGUCAAAACAUAAUUUAGACAAAUAUGCAUGUACAUUCUUGCUUUCAAAAGUUAAGCAAAAACCAGCUCCCAUUCUAUUUGCAAUCAUGACAGUUUCCACUUUGGUUUCUGCAUUUGUCUCCAAUGUUGCAGCACCUGUAUUGAUGUACUCCGUUGUUCAACCAAUUUUAAAUACCUUAAAUGAUACUACUAUUAAUGGCAAGAGUGUAAAGAACCAAUUUGCACAAGCACUAGUUUUGGGUAUUGCAUUGUCGUCGAGUAUUGCUGGUAUGGCGUCUCCUAUUGCAUCUCCUCAAAACGUUGUUGGUUUACAGUUUAUGGAUCCACAACCAAACUGGCUUCAGUGGUUUGCUGUCUCAAUUCCGGUGUGCGCAUGUUGUCUAGUGAUCAUAUUUGGAGUUUUGAGAUUGGCAUUUAAGUUCAAAGAUGUAACAAUCAUUCCAAUUAAUCAACACAGUGAUGAUUUUAAUAGCCAGCAAUAUUUUGUUAUAGCUGUUACAUUUGUAACAAUUCUACUUUGGUGUCUUGCAUCGGUAUUGGAACCAGUUUUUGGGGACAUGGGGCAGAUUGCCUUACUAUCGAUGGUUACUUUCUACGCUACAGGCUGUUUAUCCCAAGAAGACUUUAAUAACUAUCCAUGGACUAUUGUAAUCUUAGCAAUGGGUGGCCUGGCCUUGGGUAAAGCAGUUACGGUUUCCGGAUUACUUGCUACUAUAGCACAACUGAUCCAACAAAAACUGAAGAAUUCGGAGAUGUUCACCAUUUUAGCCGUUUUCGGUUUCAUAGUUUUAAUUAUGGCUACAUUUGUGUCCCACACAGUUGCGGCAUUGAUCAUUGUACCAUUAAUUGCAGAAAUUGGACGUGCCCUACCAGAUCCACAUCCUAAUAUUCUAGUCUUUGCAACUGCCUUGAUUUGUUCCUGCGCUAUGGGUUUACCUACUUCUGGAUUCCCAAAUGUCACAGCUAUUGGAUUAACAAAUAAUGUUGGCGAGAAGUAUCUUGAUGUUGGGACAUUCAUUCGUAUUGGUGUACCUACAAGUAUUGCAUGUUGCACAGUAGUAAUCACGGUGGGAUACUUAUGCAUGAGUUUAAUAGGCGUCUAA